Heterostelium album PN500 is the source of this 2421-nucleotide messenger RNA. RefSeq names its product pleckstrin domain-containing protein. Gene Ontology annotation, biological process: signal transduction. Lineage: Eukaryota; Evosea; Eumycetozoa; Acytosteliales; Acytosteliaceae. Gene Ontology annotation, molecular function: GTPase activity; GTP binding; GDP binding. The record is from RefSeq and is a predicted model, not a curated record. Gene Ontology annotation, cellular component: plasma membrane. Bases 1 to 2421 code for a protein of 806 amino acids. The transcript has 2 exons.
AUGCAUUACAUCGCAACGAAUUCAACAACUAAUACCAAUAACAACAAUAACAAUAAUAAUAUUAAAAUUAAUAGUCCAAAUUUAAUAUCAACUAAAAAUUAUAAUAAUAAUUUAGAUUUGAAUCAUCAAGAUUCUUUUUCAUUAACUAAUAAUAAUUCUCCAAAUUCUAAAUCAAUAAACAAUAAUAAUAAUAAUAAUAGUAAUAUAAAGGUUUCAAAAAGUAAUUCAGUUUUCAAUUUCGAUCAACUCUUAUCAUUACCCACCAAGCAGAGUGUCUUAAAACAACAGAAACCAGAAUCAAAUCAUUCCGCUAUUUCAAGAUCAUCAAGUUCCAUAUUUUUUGGUAAAGAUAAAGAAAGUAACAACAACAACAACAGCAAUAAAUUACAACAAUCAACUGGAGGAUCGUCAUCACCAAAGCAAUUGUCGUAUCAACAACAGCAACAACUUCUCCAAAUUUCGAAGCGAUCUCCAACACUUUCUCCGUUACAACAUUCUUCUUCAGAUAUGAACAGUAUGUUACAAAGACUCGACUUAAGGAGACCGAGUAUUGCAGCAUCGGGAAUGGACGACUCGCCGAAUGGCGCUGACAUGCCCUACUCACUGGAACACUCGCUCGGCUCCACACCGUCGCUCUCCUCGAUGAAGGUGGCCGAAGAGAUUGACAUUGUCGUGAUUGGCGAUGAACUCUCAAACAAAGCACGUUUCAUCACUUCCUUCCUCAACAACGAUGACUUCCAGAAGGAUCCAACUCUGGACAUUGCAUGUCGUCGUCCAGUCACCAUAAAGAACGGCACCUACAACGUCAACAUCCACACUACCGUCGGCCAAGAAGAUUUCUGGGGAAUCAACGACUGCUACAAUCGUCAGGGUCACGGAUUUGUAUUUGUAUAUAACAUCAACUCGCGUGAAUCAUUCAAUGCAUUCUCGACGUUGCGCGACAAGAUUCUCUACGACAAAUCGUCAGAGAAUGUCAUGAUGGCCAUGGUUGGCUAUGGCGAGCACGAAAUCGAUGGCGAAUCAGGCGAGAAACGUCAGCGUGAAGUAUCGUAUGCCGAAGCGAAACGUCUGGCAGAGUUGUAUCAAUAUCCAUUCACAGAGAUUCCAACGUUCGAACCAUCGUCCGAGCCACUGAUUAGCAAUUGUAUCUCUGAACUACUUCAUCGUAUCACUCACUUUAAUGGAUCGCAAUCUGGCAGCGCCGCUUCUAGUGCUGCCAACGGCGCCAACGCCUCCGACAAGACUGGCGCUCAAAUCCAACAGACCACCGAGAUCAUGGUGCUGGGCGAGCUCUUCACCGGAAAAUCACAGUAUAUCCAACGUUGUCUGGCCGGACAGUUCAGCGCCAGCUAUCGCGAAACCACCGAAUGGUCAAAGAAUAUCAUACAGUCACAGAUGAACGAUAUUCGCUAUUUCAUAAAGUUGGUGGACACCCGUGGUUUGAUGUUGGAGGAAUCACUGACGCGUGAAAAGCUCAAUACCACACAGGCAUUCAUCUUUAUGUACAGUAUUACCAGCCGCAACAGCUUUACAACACUCGAGUCACUCCGAAAGAAGGUCUUGGCAUGCAAGGCCGAAUCUAAAAUCCCAUGUAUACUCAUCGCCAACAAGUCUGAUUGUCUGACACUGGCUCGUCAAGUCACCACCCAAGAGGGUAACGACCUCGCCAAACUCUGGGGUUGUCCAUACUUUGAACUUUCAAUGAAAACAUCUGAUGAAGAAGAUGUACUUAAAACAAUAUCUCAACUAUUAGUUGAAUUACAAAAAAUGAAUAAUAAUAUAGAUGUUGGAGAAUUUAAAAAAGAAGGAUAUUUAAUGAAAGAAGGUACAAAACUAAAGAAAUCAAUGACCAAAUACUAUUUCAAGAUAAAACGUGGAUAUUUGUAUUAUUGUAAGAACCAAGCGCACACCAAGAAUAUAAAGACGAUCGAGUUGUCGGAAGCCGUGCAAGUCCAAAUAUUAAAUAAUCAAGAGAAGAAGGAUGUUUGGCCAUUCAGUUUGAUCGUCGAGGGCAAGGUGAUCAAUUUGGUGGCGACGACAGAAGCCGAGCGUGACCAAUGGGUUACAUCGAUCAAGAUCAACUGCUACGUCAACGAAUUCAUCGGUAAUCUGAUGGAAGACGUCAUGGUGACGAUGGUCAAUGAGAUAGCACAGCAAUCGCAAGGCCAGACACUCCACAAGCGUACCGACUCUACGAAAUCAUAUACAUCACUCGCCAGUUCCUAUCCUUCAUCGCCACUUUCACUCUCACCGGAUUCGUCGUCGGUGUCAACAUCACCCUCGGAAUCAUCGUCACUAGCCGGCUCACCUCAACUUCACUCACUCAACUCGUACGACAACAACUCGCCACUCCACAGUCCACUCAAAAAGAAUCUUUUAUCACGUACCACCAGUUUUUCUAAAACCACAAAAUUCCACUAA